GAUAACAAUUCACUGCCUAUAACGCGACCUAAUCAACGUGACUGUGAUAUCCCAGAAAGCGCCUUCAGAUUCCUGAUAAAUUUCGUAGUCGCUUGAUUCACGACAUGGCGCACACCGAAAACCUGCUGCUUCGACGAUGUAGCGCCGUCAGUGCGGAUAGACCAACGGCCGGUUUCACCGGCCGAGCUGCCAAGUCCUUUUCUCCACAUCUGUUUGUGCGUGACAUCGCCCAACGUCGUCGCCAUGAUGCUCAGUAUGGCCGCCGCCCAGACAGCGGACGUGCUGGUGAAAAAACUGGCUACGUACCAUCGCCACGAAGUCUCGGAGCUGCAGCUCCGAAACUGCGUGGUCGCGAACCCGUCCCGCCUUUGCACCUUGAUAAGUAGCUUCACGGAGCUGCGGUGUCUUCGCUGCGUCGCUAGUUCGCUAAAGCCGUACGACGUCCGAAUACUGCUCCUCCCGGCGCUGAAGAAGUUGGAAACUCUCGAGUUCACGAUAGACGAACGUUUGUCUCCACUCCAGGCCCGCUCGAUUCGCAACCUGGCGAGGUGCAACUUCGCCCCACAAUUUCCGAGCCUUCAGUCCAUAUACGUCGAAGUCGCUGGCAGCGACAACAUCGACAUUGUCAGUGACCUGAUGCUGCACUUUCCCAACGUGAACGACUUGCACGUUCACUUUCUUCGGGGGCAGUUCGGGGAUGCCAGCGACAAAUGCAGGAGGUUGUGGGAAAGUCAUCAGAGCCUACGCCGCUUCACGUUCACGUCCGAGGUUCCUUCGACGGCGUGCCAAUUUGCCUAUCCGCACAUGAACUCCGCAGACUGCGGCGUCCUCUGCGGAAACGUGCUGUGCACUCGGAACCCACACACUACUGGGAACUGCUGGCUGAUGCGUGAUCUCUGCGAGCGUAAACAGGCACUGCCAAACCAUCAGACGCUCGUGGUGGUACGCCCCAGCAGCACUGCGACAGAGCAAAUGCGCCAAGCGGGCGUUACGAACGAGUGGACUAGCGUGAAAAGCCUUUGCCUCGUUCUGCUUGGGAUGUUCAACAACUUGCAGUAUCCGUGCGCCGAUGGCGCCUACCACGACGCCCUAGUCUACUUCUUGCAGCAGUUCAGGAGCAUCAACGGGCACGGCGAGUACGAACACAUGACCGAGCUGAACGUCAACUCGUUCCACUGCGCCGACAACUUGGACAUGACCGCAGUCUUGCGGGACGCCGGGUUGACGUCGCUGACGGCGCUGUCGGCGUCGCCCUGCGGCAUCCGACGGCAGGGGGCGCUCGGCCGUCUCGCCCUCGCCUGCCCCUCGCUCAACGACUUGGACGUCCGAGUGUACGCCGACGUCGCCAGUUGCGAGCGCUGCCGGGAAGGCCUCGACGUGGAUGCCGACGACGCGGCCGAGCUGGCUGUCAGCCACAACGGAGGCCGGCUCACGUUCAUCGGGGUGCCGCGAUUCGGCUCGCUCGAUUUCCUCAGCCGCUGCAACGUGCGGGAGCUGCGCUUGGGCGCCACUGAUUGCGACCCGCCCGAAGGACUGGGAGAGCUGCUCGGUUUCAACGAGAGGCUGCGCUGCUUGGUUCUCAGCUACGACGGCGUGCACCUCGACCUGAACCUGUACAAGAACCUGAAAGGGCUCCGGAAUCUACGCCUCCUCAGCGUGCUGUCGACUGCGUGCUACGACAAUAUCUACCCAAGAGCCUACAUGCAAUCUGUGGGCUCCUUCAUGGAACGGCUGAAGGUCUUCCACGUGCACUUCACAGACACCAAGGGCAAUACUGAGCGACUGACGUGGGUGCGACGCGCUCCGACGGUUGUGGAACAGGUCUACCGACUCGGUCCGCUGCUGAUAGCGCCGGUGUUUUUCGGCCGGGUGCUCACCGGCGCACCGUGCGUGGUCUGCACGACCCAAACUUUCAUCGGGCUCGUCAAGCCGAAAUACCGGGGCGUGCACACCAAGUUUUAGACCUUCCUCUUUUAGUGUCCUUAUAGACUGUUUUAGCUCGGCCGUACGCGCAUUACCGUUCGUGGAACACCUGGUUACAGCAGCCGUCAAUGGCAGUAUAGCAACGCUGCUAGCGACGAUGUCAGGAUGCCUGUUUCAAUGGCAACGCGUGAGGAUCGCUUUUUUAUGUAUCGUCAUUCUUGUUUAAAAGAAAUACAAUAGGACACAGCGGUCUGCAUGGUAACGACGAUGUCGCUACCAUUUAUUUACACCAGCGGCUAGGUAGCAAAUGAAAAGUAACUUCAAUGGGCAUUUUGUGUUUUUGCUAGUUAUAUUAUCUUACCUAAGAUGGCGUGUCACCAACGCUUCUCUUGAAGUAAACGUGUCCGGUAACCUGGUGCUUCUCAAAGGGCAAUGCGUUUACGGACCCGCUAAUACUCUGUUGUUAUUCAAACCUUGUCUCACCGAGAGAUUUGACUUUUACUGCUACUGCUUCUGUUUUAUCCGUCAGGCUAAAAGUCAUAUUUCGAAUUUUAGCUUGUUCAUACUGCUGACAAAAACUCCUAAACGCCACAUUUGCCUUGAAUCCUUAUAUUGCAGUGUGAUCAUACAGAACCAUGAAAACAAAUUGUAUAUUCCUGAAUAAACCCCUGAGAUCACAUAGCAUGACGGCACUGGGUUGAUGGGCCUUCUUCAAUAGAGAUAGAGGUCUAAUAAUUCAAUAUCGGAACAUCAUACGUGGCGAAAGUAUUAUGAAUAUGACCGAAAUAGUCACCGCUAAUACUAGUUUGUACCGGGGUAGCCACAAAUAAUAACCUUGCCUGUACGAGAUUUUAAUGUGUUCGCGAGCAUCGUUUGAGUUUUUAUACACAGAAUUGACUAUCAUGCAUAACUUUAUCUGCAAUUUCCUAAUAUUUUACGUAAGAUUGAACAGAAAGAUGACGCGAGGGGACGACCUUGAGAUUUAUCAAAUUUCUUGCCAAUUUUUUAUUGCACUUCUGCAUUACAGUUCUUUAGUCCCACACUACACUGUUCUUCAAAUCUAGUUUUGCUUUAAUUCUAACUAUAUGAAAAACCACCUGCUUUUUGGCCAAUCCCCCAUCAUGGUUAUGUGCCAGUGUUUGGGAAACGAAAUGAGUCGAAGAAGUGAGAAUAAACAGUAAUGGUGACCGUAUGACUAGUUGUUCUUGGUGUCCUUACAAAGUAGGUGCAGUCUACUUCACGAUCCUUUGUUAAUCGACUGAUGGACCACUCCAAUUCCCCAAGGACAAUGUGUGUCAACGUCACGGCCACUGAUAUGGAUGGUAUCCAGCUGGUGAGCGGUACAUACUGCGUCUAUGGCGGAAAGUCGGCCUGUUGGCAUGAACUUUGACGGUUGUUUCUUAAAACGCGCAUGCUUGCUUUCGGCAACCAAGUGGCGAUGAGUACUUCCAAGGUAAAUAGCAGAGACCACGAACAUGAAGUGGCCGUUGCGCAUAUUAAUAGAGAGCAUCACGACGCCAAAGAGCAGGUAAAUAUGCUCGCGAUUUUAGGAGGUUACUACAAAAAAGGCAGAGUUGUUUCCACAACAAAAUACAUAUUGUGAGGUGUGAUUAAUUCGCAAGAAAAAAACAGCCAGUGGCAACAACAGUUGUUGGAACUCAUGAGGCAAACACGCCUCCAACGUGCUCUGAGGACAGCAAUGGAAUUUAGUAAACCGGAUAUCUUCGACGGCUCAUUCACAAAUAGUGCUCAGCCUUGGCUUGAUUUCUUUGAAUACGCAUGGGAUCAUAAUUGUUGGCAGGAUGAUACUUACACGGUUAUGAACAUGCCAUUGUACCUCGGAAGCGUCGCAAGGACUUGGUAUAAGAUCCGAAUGACCGAAAAGGCAGGACAUACUCGGCGCAUUGGAGGAAGAACGUUUUUACGACAUUUUCUCAAAGCAGGCUCGAAUGGUGUGACAGGGCAAUAGCUUUCAAGUACGUUUCUGGCCCUGUGCAUAAUUACUUUUUUUAAAAGUGGAGCCUACCGCACGCAGCAGAUUUUGCACUAACAUGAUUUUGGCUUCUAGCGCGAAGUGAAACACGGACACAGAAAAGAGCAGACAGGACGAGCGCUUUAUCCUUUUGCAUUAGAUUUUGCGCUGUCAGACUCAUCGCUCGUGCCCCUCAUCAUACUGGGACUUCCUAAGCGGAUACAGCAUCAAGUUCAACUUAGGGCACCACAAAUACUAGAAUACCUAACGCCAAUUAUGAAGCAACUAUUUGUUCAGGAGCGACAACAUGCGGCGACAGAAGUUAAUGCCAAUUAUCUGUAGUACCGGGGUUCUGAGGUGACAAAUUUUGCACAGCAGGCGGCAAACCUCGUUUCUGGAAGACUUUUCUAAAGAAGAGAAAAAGAAAAAAAAGAAAUUAUUUUAUAAGUCUGACGACCUGUCGCCCCUUUUACAGGAAACCAUUUUUCUCACUGAUCAUGCCAAGCUGAUAUAUGUUCCCGCACAAGUCAAUGAAAAUGAUGUGAAAACACUCGUGGGCUGCGAAGCGUCAAUCACUGUGGUUGUAGCGCUGUCCUUAAGUAAUUUUCGUUAAAGCGGAGGCUAUUGAAUUCAGCAGAUUAUGCACCAGAGACGGUGAUACCAAAAGUACUUAACUUAUAUCAUAACAGCCGUGAAUCUUCUGGUCAAGACAGCUUUUGGCGGGCGUAUAAUAAGCUUUUGCAGAGAUUCGCAUGGAAAAAUAUGAAAAAGGACAUCAAAGUAAGCUUCUUCAGAGGUUCAGAAGUAAACUUCUUCAGCGCUGUGUGUGUCAAAUGUGCCUUUCUGUUGUCUUUGUCGUACAGCUUGCGCUACAACAAAAUAACAUAUGCCGUGUAGAUAUCCUCAUCGACAUCAACUCCUGUCACUUGUGCCAAAUAAACAAGGCCAAGUACCGACCGUCAAUCGACGAACUAUUUUUGCAUAUCAUUUCCGAUAAACCCUUUGAAGUUGUGCACGUAGAUUUGCAGAACUGAAGGUGAAAAGUACUGGAGUUUGCAAGACGCAAUCUUAGCUGGUUGCAAUAGAUCAGUGCAGUAGAAUUGUAGCAGCGUGCCCUGGGGGAAAAGACGCUAACAGCGUUAUGGUCCUUCUUGGUCGCACAAUGUUUUCACAGCGGAAAGUUGUGAUAUCAAACAAUGGAACCGCAUUCCUAUGCAAGAAACCUUAGGAGUGGGCAGAUAGCCGAAGUGUUACGCCACGACGUUGUGCUCCAUAUCACCCGCAGGCAAAUGGAAUGGCCAAAAGAGCGAUUCGUGACCUUAAGCAGUUCAUCUCCAUGUACCCAACGUUUAAAAGAGGCUCGAAAGGCUGUCUGAAAGCGGCUGUGGCUCACCACAACUGGACGCACACUACUAGUAUUGGUUGUAGCCCUCAUUUUGCUGCUCAUGGCAAAGUACCGGCGCCACCAGCUGACAAAUAACAUGUUAUUGAAGACAACAUGCACCUGUCUGAGUGCCGUAAAAGCGAUGAAGUUGCAUUUUCAUAUGUGCCACCAAGGACACCGCGCUAAUGAUUCACUGAACGAUCUUGUGCUAGUAGAAAGGGGCUACCGGGCAGCGGUACCAGAAAUCUUGGCCCUUUCAAAGUCGUUCCAACAUCGACACAACAGGUGUGCUUAAGACUAUUGAGUGCCACAGUAACGGGCAGCUAGAAUUCGCGGCCCUAAGCAACGUUCAUCGCUAUCACCCAGGAGGGGUGAACAAGAAAAACGGGGGGAGUGUAAGGUUGAAGAGAAAGGUGACGCGAGAGGACAGUCUUGAGGAGCCGAGGAAGAAGUGAGAAUAAAUAGUAACGGCGACUGUAUGACUAGUUGUUCUUGGAGUUCCUCUAUUGUAUAAUAGUACUUGGUUGUGUUGUUGAUUCAUGUCUAUUGUGACUUUAUGCUGCAUUAUAUUAAGUUUAUUCGCCUUCUCCCCACGUACUAUUACUAUACCUUUGACGUAGAUGGUACAGCGGAUAAAAAAAAAUGCACAUCCAAGGGAUCCAAGGGACAGCGUCAAAGCAGGAGCUGGAAUAGUUUUCCUGUGGCAAACCUCCUAUCUCAUGACCGAAGUUCAUAUGGUUUUUCAUCUCUGCGCAUGUACGUUAUACCCACUGCAAAGUAACAAUGCAACGUGUACCAUUUGUUUCGUCAUUUCUUUGAAUAUGUAGCGCUUUUUACUUACUUUUUUAUGUUCGUACGUUUCCUUUAAGAGGAAGCUUUAGUUCGGGUGCUCCUAUCUAAGUACACGUAAAAGAAUUCCUUUUCCUCGGCAACCACUACACCAAGGUUUGUCGCAUUUAAAAGAAAAACUUCUACUUUAGUGUAUGUUUGUUUCAAAUUUUUUAUUGAAGUUGUCAAUUCUUUAUUAAAAAUUUCCAAAUACUGACAAUUUUCAGAACACGGUACUAUGAAGUUUACAACUAUACAUCAGCAAGGGAACAGAUACCACGAUUCUGAGAAUUGCAUCUGAUAGUACAUCUCAAGCGGACAAAAUUGAUGUGUCACACAUGAAUCUAAAAAAAAUUUGUAAUAUUUAAAAACAGCUUUCUCAGAGCCCUUGUAAACAACGUAAUAAAUUCCCGUAAGAUACAUAGUGACAUACUGAACAUCUAAUGAGUGCCAUUCACAGAACCGCGAUAUAUAUUCCUUAUGCAUAGCUAAUAAUCUACAAACUUCGUGCGUCUAAUCUUUUCUAACUUUCAAAGUUUUGAAAAUUCUUUUUACAAAAUUCAGGCAAUAAAUCGAUAUUCCGCUUCCAACAGUCACUAGAAUUUGAUCUCUCUCAAAUGCAACAAAAUUCUUUAAAAUCGGUCCUGCGGUUAUCUGAAAAAAGCGAUAUUUGCGUUUUACGUGUACUACAUGAAUAGGCCGCGUUGGGUUGGGCCCGAGCUAAAGCUUCCUGUUAACAUUGGUGUUUCAAGCAGUUUAAAAGCUUUUUACUCCUCAAGUCAGUUAUUAGUGUUGUGGACAAGUUAUUGCUGCAUUACUAUUUGUUUGUGGCUUUCUUGUUGCUAUUCCAAAAAAAUGUUUUGUUUCUUGUAUUUUGUACUCCGUGGAGCUGGCAACUAGUCAAGCUGAUUUUUCCGCUUUUUUCCCGCACUCCCUCACUUCAUGAGUGAAAUAAAGGAUAUUAUUAUUAUUGAAUCUAUGUCACGCGAAGUUUUAAUAAAGCUGUUAUGUUUUUCACUAAA
Dermacentor albipictus is the source of this 7129-nucleotide messenger RNA. RefSeq lists its product as uncharacterized. The record is from RefSeq and is a predicted model, not a curated record. Lineage: Eukaryota; Metazoa; Arthropoda; Arachnida; Ixodida; Ixodidae.